GAAGAUCAGUACUUAAUUUACUCUACCAUACAGCAAAAAAUUGACCACUUUGACAGUGCUUCUUCGGCAAUCUGGUCACAGCGCUAUCAGUACAACUGGAAGUUUUACAAUGCAAGCAGAGGGCUAGUCUUCCUAAUGCUUGGAGGAGAAGGCUCUAUUUCUCCUCCUGGCGAUAAAUGGGUGCGGGAUGAAAGUGUCACCAUGAUGCAAUGGGCCAAAGAAUAUGGGGCUGCCGCUUUUCAGCUUGAGCAUAGAUUUUAUGGUCCCAAGGAAAAUUCACCGACAGGGCUACAGGACGUCGCA
Cylicocyclus nassatus is the source of this 303-nucleotide messenger RNA. Lineage: Eukaryota; Metazoa; Nematoda; Chromadorea; Rhabditida; Strongylidae. The record is from the annotation of a GenBank genome assembly.